AUGACAAAGAUAGUCCCAUCUCGAGCCUCUAGAAGGAUCUCGCGGCUCACCCUCAACAUGUCUAUUCUCGAGCUCCUCGUGCUCGCCCUCGCUGGAACGGCUGUGGCCUCGCCUCCCCUCGGCAUCCGGGCCGUCUCCCCAGAUAACUCAUGUGGAAAGACUGGAAACGGAGGUAGCUCCAAGGCGUACACCUGCCCUACGAAUUUGCCAUGCUGUUCAGUCAAUGGCUGGUGCGGCUCUACUGACGCCUACUGCUUGCCCGCCAACGGUUGCCAGACCGGCUUUGGUACGUGUAAGGGAACGACGAGUAGCAAGGCCCCAGCGGCAGCAAGCAGCAGCAAAGCAUCAGUGAGCGCUAGCAAGGCACCAGUCAGCAGUCCCAGCAGCACCGCAGUGGCAGUCAACGUCUCUCCCGAUAACUCGUGCGGAAAGACUGGUAACGGGGGUAGCGCGGCGGGUUACUCUUGCCCGACGGAUCUGCCCUGCUGCUCCGUCAACGGCUGGUGCGGUUCGACCAACGACUAUUGUCUGGCGACCAAUGGCUGCCAGACUGGGUUCGGUACUUGCACAAACGACGGCAGCCCGCCGGCAGGCGGUGGUGACGGCGGAGACUCCGGGUCAGGGGUCUGCGGCCCGGAUAACGGGAACGCCAAGUGCGCCGCGAACGAGUGCUGCUCUGCUGCAGGAUUCUGCGGAACAACUGCCGAGCACUGCAAGGCUCCCGACUGCUUGUUCCAGUAUGGCCCGGCAUGCGACGCCAAUAAGAUUCCUCCUGGUCAGAACACCUCCAGCAUUGCCCGUCCCAAGCUCGGCUCGGUCGAGUAUGGCGGUCCUGGUGUAUACAGCUGCGUUAAGCCCGGUGACGUUGCCCUAACUUAUGACGAUGGCCCGGCCGCGUACACAAACGACCUGUUGGAUCUCUUGAAGAAGUACAAUGCCUCGGCCACAUUCAUGAUCACUGGCAUCAACAAUGCAAAGGGUGAAAUCGACAAUACCACUUUCCCCUGGGCCAACACCAUCAAGCGCAUGUACUCCGAAGGCCACCAAAUUGCCAGCCACACUUGGUCUCACGCUGAUCUGUGCACCAUCACCUCGGCGCAGCGCAAGGAUGAGAUGUACAAACUCGAGAUGGCUGUCCGUAACAUCAUCGGCGUCUUCCCUACUUACAUGAGACCCCCUUACUCCUCCUGCACAGCCGCCUGCGGCUGCGAGCGCGACAUGAAGGCACUCGGCUACUCCAUCAUCUACUUCGACCUCGACACCGCCGACUACCUCCACGACAGCGCCACGGAGAUCCAGCAGUCCAAGGACAUUGUCACCCAGGCCAUCGCCGCCAAGCCUGCGGCCAGCGACAACUUCCUCGUCAUUGGCCACGACAUCCACUACCAGACCGUUUACAACCUCACAGAGUUCACGCUUCAAAAGUUCAAGGGCAAGAACAUGGUCACCAUUGGCGAGUGCCUCGGCGAUCCCAAAGCCAACUGGUACCGAACGGAUGCGCGCACCACCCUUGGCUAA
Messenger RNA from Colletotrichum lupini, 1518 nucleotides. RefSeq names its product chitin deacetylase. Gene Ontology annotation, molecular function: chitin binding; hydrolase activity, acting on carbon-nitrogen (but not peptide) bonds. The transcript has 7 exons. NCBI's taxonomy places the organism in Eukaryota, Fungi, Ascomycota, Sordariomycetes, Glomerellales, Glomerellaceae. The record is from RefSeq and is a predicted model, not a curated record. Gene Ontology annotation, biological process: carbohydrate metabolic process. The coding region runs from base 1 to 1518 and encodes 505 amino acids.